AGCAUAGGUGGAAGGACCGAGAGCACAGUUUGUGAGUCAUUCUUCUGAGCUCUUAAAAACUGAGAGGGGAAGCCCACAGCAAAAACAGGCAGUAGCUCAACUCAGCUGCAAGGACAAACUUCAAAUAAAAAAAGAGCAAAACAAAAGGAUGCUGCUUCUCCCAUUGCUCGUUGGACUGUCUCUGUCAUCUUAUGCAACACUAAUAGAUUUUAAAGCUGAAGUAGAGGCCCUGAAAUAUCUACGGCAGUAUGGAUACUUACAGAAGCCCUUGGAAAGUGACACUGAGGAUUUCAGUCCGGAGGAAGUGCGGGAAGCCAUAAGAGUCUUCCAGCAAUCUUUUCAACUGCCUACAACAGGAAUAUUAGAUGAACGCACCUUGGAGAAGAUGAGACAGCCUCGAUGUGGGCUAGAAGAUCCCUUUAACCAGAAGACUCUAAAAUACUUGCUGUUAGGUCGCUGGAGAAAAAGGAACUUGACUUAUCGGAUAUACAAUUACACUCCAGACAUGACUCCUGCAGCAGUAAGCACUGCCAUUCAAUCAGCCUUCAAAUACUGGAGCGACGUCACACCGUUGACAUUUAAAGAGAUUACAUACGGAAGGGCAGAUAUACGUAUUUCAUUUCAUCAGCGUGGUAUCAGUUGCUCGCGACCAUUUGAUGGACCCGGGAAGGUGUUGGCACAUGCUGACAUCCCAGAGUUGGGCACAGUGCACUUCGAUGAGGAUGAGUACUGGACAGAGGGCACAUACCUGGGAGUAAACCUACGCAUCAUUGCAGCCCAUGAGUUGGGACAUGCUUUGGGUCUUGGUCAUUCUCGCUACAGUAAUGCCCUGAUGGCUCCUGUCUAUAUUGGAUACAGACCUAACUUCCGCCUCCACGAUGACGAUAUUAGGGGCAUCCAGGCGUUAUAUGGUAAAAAGGCACAAAGAGAAGAUGAGGAAGAAGAAACUAUAACAACGGAAGUUCCAGUCACUCCCUCUGUCCCUAUUCCAACUAGCCCAAUGCCGGACCCAUGCAAUGACAGCCUUGAUACCAUAAUUCUAGGUCCUUAUGGAAAAACCUAUGCUUUUAAAGGGGAUUAUGUGUGGACUGUUACUGAUUAUGGAAUUGGCCCUCUCAUCAAGAUCCAGUCCCUAUGGAAAGGGCUUCCCGGAAACCUGGAUGCAGCAGUACAUUCGCCACGUACCAAAAGGACUUAUUUCUUCAAAGGAGAUAAACUCUGGAGGUACACAGAUUUUAGGUUGAAUUAUGGGUACCCUAAACUGUUAACUGGAGUGCCCCCCAAUCUGAAUGCUGCUUUGUACUGGGAUGGAAACCAGAAGAUAUUCCUGUUUAAGGGUGAUAGCUAUUGGCAGUGGGAUGAGCUGGGUUGGAGCAUCCUCUCCUCGAAAAAAAUCUCCAGCCUAUUUACGGGUGUCCCAGGCAACGUUGACGCAGCCUUGACAUGGAAGAACAGCAAGAUUUAUUUUUUCAAGGGAGACAACUACUGGCGGGUGAACAAGCAGCUGAGAGUUGAACGAGGAUAUCCCUUGAGUAAGGCUGAGCGCUGGAUGCAGUGCCAUCAUUUUGAUUAACAGCAAGAUGAAUGACACCGUGCACAACUUCGUGGCUCUCAGAGAUAUCUAAUGUGAUUUAUGACAUAGUUUGAUCAAGGAACGCUGAUGAAUUUCAAGAAAUCACAAAGAAACCAGCAGAGCUGCCACCAGAAGUUCUUCACACACACUGUGCUUGAUAACAGUCAAGUAGUGUGGGGUACUUAUGAUAAACAUAAUGCCAUAACUCUACAUGGGCCUAGUGCCACAUGGAAUCCCUAUAGACCAAUAACAGCAGAAGACAUGUUAACCAGAGACACGGAGCGUGCACUUCUUCCAGUUUGUCUCUUUCUGCGUUCUCCAUAAAGAAAUGGCUCAUAUUUUAAUGAAGUCCUACAUAUGAAAGAACACUUUAGAAUGCAUAAUAUACACCAUGGAUGCUACAAUAUAUUGAUUGAGUGUCUCUCGUUAUGCUACUUCCACUCAGGGAGGUUAUCAAACUCAGACCUAAGAAACAAAUGGAUUUUUUUCUGCUGUUUGGACCAUUCCAUUUGUUGCUAUAAUGACAUAACCAUUUAUUUAAACUUUGUACCAGAGAGGGACCUAAUUAAUAACCCUUAAUAUGUUUUAUUCACUAAAGCGGGUGGUUGCAGG
This is a messenger RNA of Spea bombifrons (plains spadefoot toad), 2185 nucleotides long. It is a transcript of the gene MMP19, whose product is annotated as matrix metallopeptidase 19. Gene Ontology annotation, molecular function: zinc ion binding; metalloendopeptidase activity. Gene Ontology annotation, cellular component: extracellular matrix. Gene Ontology annotation, biological process: proteolysis; extracellular matrix organization; collagen catabolic process. Bases 149 to 1573 code for a protein of 474 amino acids. The transcript is spliced from 9 exons. NCBI's taxonomy places the organism in Eukaryota, Metazoa, Chordata, Amphibia, Anura, Pelobatidae. The record is from RefSeq and is a predicted model, not a curated record.